Molecule: messenger RNA, 3507 nt
Organism: Hemiscyllium ocellatum (epaulette shark)
Lineage: Eukaryota; Metazoa; Chordata; Chondrichthyes; Orectolobiformes; Hemiscylliidae
Gene: corin
Product: corin, serine peptidase
Exons: 22
Coding region: 42-2870 (942 amino acids)
Biological process (GO): proteolysis; acrosome reaction
Cellular component (GO): membrane
Molecular function (GO): serine-type endopeptidase activity; protein binding
Source: RefSeq, a predicted model, not a curated record
GGAGAGGGAAACGGUGAUAGCGAGAUCCAGACUGUCUUACAAUGUUGGCAGCACAACAGCGCGCUGCUCUCAAACCCCAGGAGCAAUACCAGCAAGUCAGCACCAACACGGUGUUGGGGACAGAUGAAGACAACAUGGGGGAUGUUUGUCCUCAAAAGCUGGGAUCAGUCAAGCACCUCCGCCUCCUGCUGUUAAUACUCAUUCCAUGUGUCAGCGCUUUCAUCUGUGUCCUGGUAAUCCUCUUGGCGUUUGUAGGUACCUGUAACAACUUAAGUUACAGUCUGUGUGAAAUACUGCCCUAUAAUCAGACUACUAUACCACCCUAUCUUUCAAACUACAGCAACACAGACAUGGAAAUGUUCAUCCACUUCUUCAGUCAGCUUAGCCUUUUGCGCUGCUAUCAACAUAUCAUGCUGUUUGGUUGCAGCAUUGCUCUCCCAGAGUGUUGGCUGGACCCAGAUUCUUCAGCAGUGAUUCUGCCGUGUAUGUCGUUCUGUGAGGCUGCGAAGCAAGGCUGUGAGCCAUUAUUGCAACAAGUGGAGGCUGGGUGGCCAGAAGUCCUCAAAUGCUCCAGAUUUAUCAAUGAUACAGGAAUGGAAAACACCAGCAAGAUAUGCUUCUCACCCCAGCAAGAGGAAAGGAAAAGGGUGGGAUGUGGACAACUGGACAAAUUCUUGUGUGGCAGUGGAUUCUGUAUCCAAAGGAAGCUGUUGUGUAAUGGUUACAAUGAUUGUGAUGACUGGAGUGAUGAGGCAGACUGUGCUUGUAGCCAAGGGCAGUUUCAGUGUGGCACUGGCAAAUGUAUCCACCAUAAUAACACUUGUGAUGGCUACGAUGACUGCGGGGACCUGAGUGAUGAACUAAACUGUGCUUGCAAGAGCCAGGGUCUGAUGGAAUGUAGUAAUGGUCGAUGUAUUCCAAGCAUUUUCCACUGUGAUGGUGAGAAUGACUGUGAAGACUGGAGUGAUGAACUGAACUGUUCCAAAACCCAUGAUCAGAACUCUUGCAAGGAAGGGAAUGUAUCUUGUGCUGAAAAUUCCUGUACAGACACCUGCAAUGGCUCUAGUUGUGCAGUUCACGACAGUAGAACAAACUGCAGUAAAUGUGAGCCCAUUACUCUUGAGCUCUGUAUGAAUCAGCCAUACAACUUCACCAUCUACCCUAACUACCUGAGUCACCGGGACCAGAAAGAGGCAUCAAUUAGCUGGGAAUUUUCACUCUUUCCGAACCUUGUUCAGACGAAUUGUUACAAGUACCUCAUGUUUUUUGCGUGCAGCAUCCUUGUACCAAAGUGUGACUAUGAGACUAAUCAACGGGUCCCACCUUGCAGAUCCCUGUGUGAAGACUCCAAAAAACAUUGUGAGACUGUACUGAGUAUGGUUGGACUGCAGUGGCCAGAGGACACUGAUUGCAAACAGUUCCCCAGAGAAACCUCUGACAAUAGGACAUGUCUGAUGCCUGAUGAGAAUGUGGAAGAGUGCUCCCCAAGUCAUUUCAAGUGUAAAUCAGGGAGAUGUGUCUUGGCAUCAAAAAGGUGUGAUCGACGACCAGACUGUGAUGAUUUUAGCGAUGAGGAAGCAUGUGGUUGUAGUGAGAGAGGACUGUGGGAAUGCGCCAUUGACAAGACCUGUAUCGACCAUACAAUGAUCUGUGAUGGCUUCCAGGAUUGUGUUGACAAAGCAGAUGAAAAGAAUUGCUCGUCUUGCAAAGGCAAUGAGGUAGUCUGUGUUAACCAUGCCUGUGUUCCCCGUCACGCUUGGUGUGAUGGGAGGAACGAUUGCCCUGAUGGCUCAGAUGAAUGGAACUGUGUGUCACUGGUGGACAGUCCAGCUUCCUUAUCGCAGCUAGUUGUGCACAGGUCGACUUUUGACUAUCACAUAUGUGCUGAUGAUUGGCAGGAUGAGCUCAGCCAGCUGGCAUGCAAGCAGAUUGGUUUAGGUGGCCCUCCAGUGACUCAAAUAUUGUCAGAAUUCAACCAAACACAACGUAGAAAGUGGUUACGCCUGAUUUCUAAUUGGCAAACAAAGAAUGUUUCCACUCUACAGGCCUUAUUACUAAAAGGGCAGGUGUGUCGAAGUAAAAGCAAGGUAUCGCUGCUCUGCACCAGGGAAAACUGUGGUCAGCGCCCGGCAACUCGACUAAAUAAACGAAUUCUCGGAGGCAGAACUAGUCGCCUGGGCCGCUGGCCUUGGCAGUGCUCACUGCAGAGUGAACCUAGUGGGCACAUUUGUGGCUGUGUACUGAUUGGACGCAAAUGGGUGUUGACGGUGGCACAUUGCUUCGAAGGCCGUGAAAAUGCAGCUGUCUGGAACGUUGUUUUUGGUAUCAACAAUCUGGACCAUCCAUCUGAAUCUACGCAGACUCGGAAAGUGAACCGGAUUAUCUUACACCCCCGCUAUAACCGAGCAUUUGUUGAUUAUGACAUCAGUGUGGUGGAGUUACAUGAAGAAAUCAUCGAGACCAGUUAUGUCCGACCUGUCUGUCUACCCAGAAAGAAUCAAGUAGCAGAACCAGAUACUUACUGCUUCAUAACAGGUUGGGGGCACACUGGCAACAGAGUUCCAUUCAAACUCCAGGAAGGGGAAGUCCGCAUUCUCUCACCUGAUCGUUGCCAGUCAUACUUCGACACUAAAACAAUUACUUCACGAAUGUUAUGUGCAGGCUAUGAACCUGGAACAGUGGACUCUUGCAUGGGUGACAGUGGAGGACCUCUGGUUUGUGAACAACCUGGCAAGAGAUGGAUAUUAUUUGGUUUAACAUCUUGGGGAUCAGUGUGCUUCACGAAACUCAUUGGACCUGGUGUUUACAGCAAUGUAACUCAUUUUGUUGAAUGGAUUGAAAGGCAAAUCUACAUCCAUACAUUUUUAUAAAUGCAUCAAAUGCCAGUGAACAGCAUCGGAAAUUAAACCUCAAAUAGCAGAAACCUCAAGAAGCAGAAAUGUGGCAGCUCUCAAAGACUGCAAAAUUAUCGACAUGAUCAUUCCCCUUAGCAAGCACCACAUCUCCCAUCCCCAUUCACUGAGUGUUCAACAAUGUUAUUCAUAAGGAAUAACCACACCAAACUGCUCUCAAGGUGAUGGUUUCAAAUCUCUGGGUUGUUAUGGGAACAAUUGUUGUUAAAAUGUCACUAAAUAAACUCCAUAUUUCUGAGAAAUGUUUAUCCCAGUACAUAAUGCACCUAUCAACCACUGCUCCCUUUUGAAAUUUUGCAGCACAUACAUUCCAAAGUUUUACAAGCAUGGAAAGACAUGAUUAAAUUCUUCUGGAAAGUGAGGUCAGCAUUUGUUGUUCAGAUUGUUUGUGGACAGAAUUUUUUUGCUACCUCUAACUUGAGUAUUUGAGAAAGCUGCUUCUGCAUUCUCCAUGACACUGCCCCACACUGAGGAUGCUGAUGAGAGAAAAAUUUAUUUCACAUUUUACAGAACUAUUUCUAGGAUGGGUUUAGGUUGCAUCAGUGUGUAACUGUGAGCCAAAUGUAUUGGAGUUCUAGAUGCGUUUCUACAUAAC